Molecule: messenger RNA, 2205 nt
Organism: Marchantia polymorpha subsp. ruderalis
Lineage: Eukaryota; Viridiplantae; Streptophyta; Marchantiopsida; Marchantiales; Marchantiaceae
Source: the annotation of a GenBank genome assembly
CAUUCAUUCCUUCAUUCGUUCCUUCAUUCAUUCGCUCGCGUCGUUCUCCUGCCGGAUCCGCCUCCUGCGUCCCUCUCCGUCCACGGUACGCUUCGAAUGGUCCUGUCAGUCGUCUGCUGCAAUUAGAGCGCCUCUUUAUUGUUGUGUCGUCAGAGGCGCAGUGGGCUCGCGCUCUGCCAGCGAGGUGCUCUGCGCUCCGGCCCCGCACUCGUCGUGAGCAUUCGCGCCUCGGCGCUCGCGAGCAUUUUUCUUCCCGCAGCUCCUCCACAAGUCUGCGAUCUCUGCUGCAUCUCUCUUUUUCUCUCCCUCGGCGGACGAGCCCUUUCUGAUAGAAACUGUCGCUCGAACGUGUUCUUGGAACAUUCGCUUCGCCCUCUGCCUCCCGGCAUUGACGAACCUCCUCUGCUCUGCCUCUCUCCUCUGAGGAUUCUUUGUAGCGUCGAUCUGCGAGUUGAGGGGGAGCUGAUAGUCGUGGGAUAUUACUCUGCAGCUACAGAUCUAGGCGACGAUGGCCAGGAAAAAGAUCAGAGAAUUCAACUCGAAGCGACUGUUGAAGGAGCAUCUGAAGAGGCUCGCGCAGAUUGACAUCGACAUAAAGUCUGCUCAGAUCACUGAGACCACGGACUUCAACGCGUUGGCUGACGCCGAGCCAUGGCUGAAUUCCACUCGGCUGGUCGUCAAGCCCGACAUGUUGUUCGGCAAGCGAGGAAAGAGUGGUCUGGUGGCGCUGAACUUGGAUCUUGCAGGCGUCGAAGCUUUUGUGAAGGAAAGACUCGGCAAGGAGGUUGACAUGCAAGGAUGCAAGGGUGCCAUCACCACCUUCAUCGUGGAACCCUUCGUACCUCACGACGAUGAGUACUAUCUUUCUAUCGUCUCAGACCGCCUUGGAACUAACGUUAGCUUCUCGGAAUGUGGAGGAAUUGAGAUCGAAGAAAACUGGGACAAGGUGAAGACAGUUGUUGUUCCUACAGAGAAGACACUCGACUCUGAACUUCUUGCGCCUCUGAUAGCUACACUUCCGCUGGAGGUCCGUCCGGUUAUCGAGACUUUCCUCAAGGGCGUCUUCGAUGUCUACAUUGAUCUGGACUUCACUCUUCUGGAAAUGAAUCCAUUUACGUUGGUGAAUGGAAGCCCCUAUCCUCUUGACAUGCGCGGAGAGCUAGAUGACACUGCGAUGUUCAAGAACUUCAAAAAAUGGGCCGAUGUGGAGUUCCCUCUUCCAUUCGGAAGAACGAUGAGCCCUGCUGAAGAGAAGAUUCACAAGCUGGAUGAGAAGACUGGUGCCUCAUUGAAGCUAACGAUCUUGAACCCAAAGGGCCGCAUUUGGACCAUGGUUGCUGGAGGUGGUGCUAGUGUAAUUUAUGCCGAUACUGUUGGAGACUUAGGUUACGCUGAUGAGCUCGGAAACUACGCCGAGUACAGUGGUGCUCCUAACGAAGAGGAGACACUCCAAUAUGCUCGCUCAUUGAUAGAUGUCGCUACUGCUGAUCCAGAUGGUCGUUCAAGGGCUCUUCUGGUCGGAGGUGGUAUCGCCAAUUUUACUGAUGUUGCUGCUACCUUCAGUGGCAUCAUCAGAGCGCUUCGGGAGAAGCAAGCUCAGCUUAAAGCUGCAAAAAUGCGCAUCUACGUGCGAAGGGGCGGUCCUAACUACCAAAAGGGACUUCAAAAGAUGCGUGAUCUCGGUGAAGAACUAGGAAUCACCAUUGAGGUGUAUGGUCCUGAAGCAACUAUGACAGGUAUCUGCAAGCAAGCUAUCGACUACGUGAAGGCAAGCGCUUGAAAACAAAGUUACUUAGAUGUUGUAUCAAAUAAUUUCAUUUAGUUACAAGGCUAGGGCCCUUGAUAGAAGAAAUGGUGGUGACAUAUUGUCAACCAUAGGACAAGCUGGUCAUAUGUUACAGGGAAGUGCCUCGUCAAGAGCCUGUUAAAAGCCUGGCUCUCACGGUAUUUCCCAUCUCUAGCAGGACUAAUGCAGUUAGUGUCCUCGCAACAGUCAAGUAUUGCAUCGGUAACACCAUUAUUUACUUUCUAGGACAGAGCAAGUUUUUCGUGCUUACCGUACGCUCACACCAAAUUUCACAGUCAACUUAGGUUCGUGCUCUCUGUCGGAUUCCGAGCAACGUCGAAAUCAUAUUGCUCUUCGUCUUUUGACAUUGAGACGUCAUUCAGUAAAGCACAAUACUUGAGCUUGGAUGCUCUUUUUGU